ACCACUGCCAACAGAUUGAAAUAGCAAACAAAAUUAACCGCUCGUCAUGGGACAUUAUAAAGUGCACGGAUCGUAACUAGAACAUAUUGGAUUGGAGCAAAGUUAGUAGAGACGUUGGGUUGGACGCUUGAUGCUGCUAUUUAAUGUAAGACGUAAUAUAACUCUCUACCCCUGCCAUCCAUAUUGUAAUGUUCAUAUCUGCAGUACAAGGUGGAAUGGGAUAAAUAAUGGAACACAUGUGGUAUGGCCCUGGAGUUGUCCUGACACGCAAGGAAAAAUAAGUGAUAAUAUUGAUUCAUUUUUUCUACCAGAAAGCAGAUUAAUUAUUAAUCACGGUGUACGAGAGGUUAGCAUCCUACGCCGAUCGUUACAAUUGUUUGUCAAGUCAGCAGUAACAUGUUUUUCUUGACAUCCAAUGCAAAAGGGAGCAACAGUCACUUGAAAACGCAAGCCCUUCAAUCAAGAAGGUUCCCAGUAUUGUGCGCAGCGCAGUUUGUUAUGUCGCUGAAAUUCCCUGGCAUUCGUUUCGCAAGACCGAUUUUGCGAGUUUCAAUUUACGCUGCGUGUCUAGAAACCACAGGCAAGGCAAGCUGAAGGCUGUUAGUUUAGUUUAAAGUAAUUCACACAGCCUAUAUGAACGACAAACUGGACAGACGACUGUAAUAUACAUUGACUGUAUCAAGCAAAGUUAGAAAUAGCAAAUAAGUUGAAUAAACGCAGAGUUAGAACAUUACACAGACGCAUUUGCCUCCGGUAAAAAGGACUGUAGGCUUACUACAGAUCUAGUCAUGUAUGACGGCUCAAUACACAAUCAGGACCAUUGGUGUUAGUUCAUUACCAGGUGUUAACCAACUAAUAAGACAUACGUAUUUCUGUGAUAACUGCUGGGAACUACUGUUGGCUGUUACGAUGCCAAACAAAUUACUGAUAACUAUUGCUGUACUUGCCAUUGCUUAUUAUGCAAGGUACAAAUCAGGCCGAAGGCAUUCUGCAAAACAAGAUCAAGUGGUCGUAACAUCAAUUAAAGCUCUGGCUGAUUUGGAAAAACACUCCGAGAAGUUUAAUGUCGCUCGUGUAGAGAAAGUUACAGAAGGCGUUUACGUUGCUAUUGGUUACGCUAUUGCAAAUAUGAUAAUGCUGGAAGGGACUGAUGGCAUAAUUAUCGUUGAUACGACCGAAAGCAAAGAGUCGGCUUUGCAAGCAAUGGCGGAGUUCAGAAAGAUCACAAACAAACCAUUGAAAGGCAUCGUGUUAACGCAUUUCCACGCAGAUCAUUUAGUCGGAGCUGACGGGUUAAUAGAUCAAGCGGCGGAAUCAGGAAAUCCUUCUGUUAAUAUUUACGCACAUGCGUCAUUGGACUAUGAACUGACUCGUUUCUACACCAUAAGUCAAUACGGGUUCUUUCGUGGCAGUAGACAGUUUGGUACCUUCCUGAACCACGGGAAAGAGGCAAUAAACGCGGGUAUCGGGUUUAAGCUAAUGGUUCCACGGGAUAUAAGCUACAACGUCACACCGCCCACGCACACAUACCAAGAUAAGCAGACAUACAAUCUCGCAGGAAUUACAUUUCAGCUAAUACAUACACCUGGCGAAUCGGAUGACCAAACUACAGUGUGGCUUCCAGACACAAGAGUUGUUCUUCCUGCUGAUAAUAUUUACGAAGCUUUUCCAAAUCUAUAUGCAAUACGGGGUGCGCCAGCAAGGGAUUGCAGGCAGUGGGCUAAUAGUUUGGACAUCGUUCGUGAUUUGAAAGCAGAGUAUAUGGUUCCAAGUCACACCAGACCAUUAGUUGGCGAAAAAAAGAUUUACGAUACAAUUACCUCGUACCGAGAUGCAAUUCAGUUCGUCUAUGAUCAAACUGUUCGUUUUAUUAAUAAGAGAUGGGAAGUGGACGACAUUGUUAAACAGGUUCGAUUGCCAAAUGUACUUGCCACGCAUCCUUACCUGCAAGAGUUCUAUGGCACCGUGGAAUGGUCAGUGAGAGGCGUGUAUGACAGUCUGAACGGAUGGUUUGAUGGCGAUCCAGUUAAUUUGAGCCCGCUAUCGAAAAAGGAAAGAGCAAAUCGUUUUAAUGCUUUGUUGGAAUCUGAUUUAGGCGAUGUAAGCGGUCCUAUGAAAAUGUUAAACACAGCGGCGUCCUGUCUCGCAAAGUCGUCAAAAAAUUUGAACGCAACAGGUUAUCACUUGCACAACGAACUGCAGUGGGCCUUGGAACUUUCCAGCAUGGCGUUAAAGGCAGCUGAUCCAGCAAGCGAAGAAUAUGAACAAGCUAAGCUCUUAUACGUAGAAGCAUUGCAGUCGCUCGCUACCAUGAUGAAAAGCGCCAACGGACGUAACUACUAUCUCACGUGUGCUCGGGAGAUCAGUUCCGGUUUAAAAAUCACGAUGUCUCCGUUGGGCAUGCGACAAACUGUGGCUGGAAUGGGCAUCAGUGAUAUAAUGAGACUCCUACCGUUCCGAUUUAAUGCGGAGGCUUGUAACGACGAAGAAACCUUUACUGUCGCAUUCAGUUUUCCAGACACAGACACCACGUUCAGCUACACUGUACGACACUGUAUUGCUGAAUAUAGAGUGAAUGCCGUUCUAGCGUCGCUUAAUGCAAAACUUACUGUAUCUUCCGAAGUGUGGAAAAACGUUUUGAUUGGUAAACGAAAUGCUGUCGCAGCAUACGCGGCAGGCGAACUUCAAGUCGAAGGGAGUUGGCUAACUCUUAAGCGCUUUUUGGAUUUAUUAGAGACUUCAGUGAGCGACAAUGACAAAUAGUAAAGCAAUUUUCGUAACAUUGAUGCGGUUUACUUUCAUGUGUGCAAAAUCAGUAAAUAAACGAAUUAUUUACACCUAUGUUAAGGCGACGAUUUAUUUCACACUAUGAUCUUGACGACAAAACCUCAUUUUGAUUAUCAAAUAAAUUUCUAUGCAC
Ciona intestinalis (vase tunicate) is the source of this 2920-nucleotide messenger RNA. Its product is annotated as linear primary-alkylsulfatase. Gene Ontology annotation, molecular function: linear primary-alkylsulfatase activity; protein dimerization activity. Gene Ontology annotation, biological process: dodecyl sulfate metabolic process. Lineage: Eukaryota; Metazoa; Chordata; Ascidiacea; Phlebobranchia; Cionidae. The record is from RefSeq and is a predicted model, not a curated record.